Molecule: messenger RNA, 1913 nt
Organism: Porites lobata
Lineage: Eukaryota; Metazoa; Cnidaria; Anthozoa; Scleractinia; Poritidae
Source: the annotation of a GenBank genome assembly
AAUUUAGGAAAUACGGAAUAUCAUAUGCCACCCCCAAUUGGACCCAUCAGGGAUAUAAUAUCACUACCAGCAGCAACCCUAAACCAAGGUAAAGAGAUCAUCAUCCAUUGUCGGGCUAGCGGGCGUCAGUUUGGUCAGUUUACUUACUUCCCAGAAUAGAAAUACCGCUAAUGUUCCUGAGACGCGAUGUUCUUGAAAUUAUAUAUUCGCCGUUUCAGUUAAGUAUAGUCCUGAGAAACGUUUGGUUCUAGGUCUCUAAAGAUAAAAUGUCGAUCAUUAUGAUCAUAAGUACUAAAUAACUAGAAAUCAAUGUUUGACCAAAAAUUGCUGAAGGUGAUCCUUCUUCAGAAGCAUUUACUGUUUGUCCCUGCUUGUUUCACACAGCAAGCUGUGGUUACAGUUCGACUUCCUCUUCACGUGUGGUGAAUGGAGCCGAUGCAACUCUAGGAGAAUGGCCAUGGCAAGCUCGAUUACAAUUCAACAACAAUCACUUGUGCGGAGGUACACUGGUGGCGUCAGAAUGGGUAAUGACCGCUGCUCACUGUGUGUUAGAUGACGAUACCAGCAAAUUCAAGGUGGUGAUUGGUGAUGUGGACCGAUACAAGAAGGAGGGUCUGGAACAAGAGUUUAAAGUCAAGAGCAUCAUUAAACAACCUCUAUUCUCCCACCCAGUCCCAUAUGAGAAUGAUAUUGCAUUAUUUCAUCUGUCUGAGCCUGCCAAACCAAGCGAUGCUGUAAAUACAGCUUGUUUACCCGGAUUUCUCCAAGAUGUACCUCCCGGGGAUGAAUGUUAUAUCACAGGUUUAAAGUGUUAUAUCACAUCCGAAUAUUGUAGACUUAAUCGUUACAAAGAGAAAAACGUUUAAAAUAACAACUUUUUGCUGAUCAUGUACUGAUAUUUUCCUGAAUCUAGCAGCUCAACGAAGAUCACGACAAUGAUUUGGGAUAGUGUAUCGUUAGUGCAAUGAAUAUAAAAUAAAAACUAAGCUGCUUUGUUAUCAUUUUACAUAAUAUUUACAGAUGGACCUGGCUGUUACUAAGUCUAUGCAUUCUGCAUUAAUAAUACAUCAAACAACAUCCACACUGAGUCGAGAUGGAAAUUCCAGAAAAGUAUUAUAUAACCAGAAAAACUGGAAAAUACGACUGCAUUAAUAUAUAUAGUUUUCUAUUUGCAUUAGGUUGGGGACAAAUGUUUGGUGAAGGAAAAUCCGCUCCAGUCCUGCAACAAGCUCGGAUGCCCGUCGUCUCCAACAGCGCAUGCGCAGCUAAACUGGACACUUCACCAAACGGCGGACUGCAUACGGAUAAUCGAACCUGGAUAGUCACUAGCAAAAUGCUAUGCGCUGGAGACGCGGGCAGAACUAAAACCAGUGGAUGCUUUGGAGAUAGCGGCGGGCCUUUUCAAUGUAAGAACACCGCUGGUCAGUGGGUAGUACAUGGAAUUGUUAGCUGGGGAGACCCGGACUGUUCAUCAAGCAAUCAUUAUACCGUGUUCACUCGGGUGAGCGUGUUCCGCAAGUGGAUCGAGCAGGUGCUAGAAAAAUCAAUGGCAUAAAAAGAUGAACUAGUCAAAUAAAAAGUUAGCUUAUACAAGCUGAUAGCUUGUAUAACGUAGGAAAAUUGUUAACAUGAUUCAUGUUCAUAAACUGGCGUUAAAAGGCUUAAAAAGGUGAACGAUUCCUUGAUUAACGUCUUUUGGGCUCAAGCUACGACCGACUGACGAGCCUUAUAAUUAGCAAGAAGAAGUGUACAUAAAAAAGCCGGUUUCUAGCGAGCUAUUCGGUAAUUCUUAAAUUAAUGUAUAUUUAUACAUAUCAAAUAACUAAACUCUGGCAAUGAGUUGCUGAUUAAAAAUAAAGUUCCAGAAUCAUGAAGGUAAUGAUUUUGUUUGAUGACAUUAAACAGUGCAUGCU